AUGAGCAGAGAGCACACAGUUCCAGACUCUCUGGUGAUUGAUCAGAAAGCUGUGGUCUUUGCUAUCAUUUUAUUAUUUUUGUUCCUGGUGGCAGUGCUUGGCAACGGCUUCAUCACUGCAGUGCUGGGCAUGGAGUGGUUGCUACGGAGAACGUUGUUGCCUUGUGAUAAGUUAUUGAUCAGCCUAGCGGCCUCUCGCUUCUGUCUGCAGUGGGUGCUGCUGUGUAGGAACAUUUACAUUUUCCUGCAUCCAACGGCCUUCCUGUAUAGCCCUGUGCUGCAGUUUAUAGCCUUCCAGUGGGACUUCCUGAAUGCUGCCACCUUAUGGUUCUCCACCUGGCUAAGUGUGUUCUACUGUGUGAAAAUUGCAACCUUCACCCACCCUGUCUUCCUCUGGCUAAAGCACAAGUUAUCUGGGUGGGUACCAUGGAUGCUGCUCAGUUCUGUGGGGCUCUCCAGCUUCAGCACCAUCUUAUUUUUCAUAGGCAACCAGAGAAUAUAUCAGAACAAUUUAAGGAGCAAUCUGCUGAAUGUUACCAGGGAGAGUAUAAGGAGCUCAUGUGAGAAAUUCUACCUCUUUCCCCUAAAAAUGGUGACUUGGACAGUCCCUACUGCUGUCUUUUUCAUCUGUGUGACUUUGCUCAUCACAUCUCUGGGAAGACACGUGAAGAAAUCCCUCUUGACUAUCUCGGGAUUUCAGGAGCCCCGCACCCAAGCACACAUCAAGGCUCUGCUGACUCUCAUCUCUUUCGCCAUCCUCUUCCUCUCCUAUUUCCUGUCCCUGGUGCUCAGUGCUGCCAGGAUUAUUCCAUCUUGGGCUCUUAGGUUCUGGGUGUGGCAUACAGUGAUUUAUCUGUGCAUGGCAGUUCACCCCAUCAUUCUGCUUCUUAGCAACUCCAGGCUGAGAGCUGUGCUGCAGAAGAGCUGUUUCCUGAGAUGUGGGGCACCUUGCAUUACAGUUGAAGAGAAAUCUCGAAGAGACUUCAAUGCUCCUGGUGUGGACACAAAGAGAAAUAACUUCCCUCUUUGCCACAUUUAA
Molecule: messenger RNA, 1038 nt
Organism: Otolemur garnettii (small-eared galago)
Lineage: Eukaryota; Metazoa; Chordata; Mammalia; Primates; Galagidae
Gene: TAS2R60
Product: taste 2 receptor member 60
Exons: 1
Coding region: 1-1038 (345 amino acids)
Biological process (GO): G protein-coupled receptor signaling pathway; detection of chemical stimulus involved in sensory perception of bitter taste; sensory perception of taste
Cellular component (GO): membrane
Molecular function (GO): G protein-coupled receptor activity; bitter taste receptor activity
Source: RefSeq, a predicted model, not a curated record